Molecule: messenger RNA, 1187 nt
Organism: Eruca vesicaria subsp. sativa (arugula)
Lineage: Eukaryota; Viridiplantae; Streptophyta; Magnoliopsida; Brassicales; Brassicaceae
Source: the annotation of a GenBank genome assembly
AAGUGUUCUCUCACGAUUCUCUUUAAUUAUACCCUAAAACAUGUCUCUAAUUCUUUCCACCUUGUCAUCAUCAUCUUAGAUUCUAGGGGACGUUUCAGAUCAUGGGGAUUCUCUGGAACUCGGUUAUAGGAAUACCGGUUCUGAUAAUGGUUUUGUUCUUGGUACGAGUUGUUUUAUUCAAAACCGGUUUGAUUUACACGGUGAAGAAGUGGCGGAGGAAGAUCAUCGACUGGUUUCACGUUUAUCAAUUCUACAAAGUCCCUGAGUUCAACGAUAACUUGCAGGAGAAUCAACUAUACCGUAAGGUCUACGCUUACUUAAAUUCACUCAGCUCAAUCGAGAAUUCGGAUUACACAAACCUCUUCGCUGGCAAAAAGUCAAACGAGAUCAUCCUCCGUCUCGAUCGGAAUCAAGUGAUCGGCGACGAGUUUCUCGGCGCUAGAGUUUGUUGGAUCAACGGAGAAAGAAAUUUCGUUUUGAGAAUUCGAAAAGCCGAUAAACGGAGAGUCCUCAGCUCCUAUCUCAACCAUAUACACACAGUCUCUGAGGAGAUAGAGCAAAGGAGGAGCAAAGAGGUUAAGCUGUUCAUGAACGUCGACAACGGGAGAUGGAAAUCCAUUCCAUUUACUCAUCCUUGCACGUUCGAUAACAUCGCCAUGGAAACAGAUCUGAAGGAUAAAGUGAAGUCCGAUCUCGAAUCGUUUCUCAAAGGGAAACAAUUCUACAACCGACUCGGAAGAGUAUGGAAAAGGAGUUAUCUUCUUUACGGACCUUCAGGUACCGGAAAAUCGAGCUUCGUGGCCGCGAUGGCGAAUUUUCUAAACUACGAUGUGUACGAUAUAGAUCUAACGAAAGUGGAAGACGAUUCCGAUCUCAAAAUGAUUCUGUUACAAACCACGUGUCGGUCCCUGAUCGUCAUCGAGGAUCUAGAUCGGUUCCUCUCGUCGAAAUCAACGGCUCUCAGCGUUUCCGCUGUUUUGAAUUUCACAGACGGCAUUCUAACCUCGUGCGUGGCCGAUGAGCGGAUCAUGGUGUUCACUAUGACGUCUAAAGAACAUAUCGACCCGGCGGUUAUCCGUCCGGGUCGGGUAGACGUUCACAUCCAUUUUCCGUUAUGUGAUUUCACGGCGUUUAAAACGUUGGCUAACAACUACUUAGGCCUAAAAGAGCAUAAGCUUUUCCCUCAA